Cladocopium goreaui is the source of this 3369-nucleotide messenger RNA. Lineage: Eukaryota; Dinophyceae; Suessiales; Symbiodiniaceae. The record is from the annotation of a GenBank genome assembly.
AUGGGAGUGUACGUCUAUUACCGCGUCGAUGAAGAGAUCCGCCGGCAUGCCGAACGUCUGCUGGCGGCACACUACAGUGACCUGGAAGUACACGUCCGUGCCGCACGUUGGGUCGAAGGUGAGGGGAUCGAGAUCCACGGCGUGUCAAUUCUCGAACCCGGGGCCGCGGGCCCCCAGGGUGAGUUGGUUUACAUCGACGAAGUCUUUCUCGACGGCGUGGGCAAGGUAGAAAAGCUGCUUUCCGGCAAUGCGAACAUCGAACGGAUCAUCAUCCGUCGCCCCACGAUCAACGUCACCCAUCGUCCGAACGACGCUUGGAGUGCGGGAAACUUGAUCCCCCUGCCCCGCCUGGGGGUGCUUCCGCCGGUAGCAUCGAUCGAAGACGGACGCGUGGUGGUGUUCGACCCUCAGAAGAACCCCACCAGCACCUUCGAACUGCGGCAACUUUAUGUGUCAGUCAAGCCUGAGGAAGGCGACAUGCCCGACUCAGAACGCGACAUCAUGAUCGAGGGUCGAGCGGUCGGCGAUCACUUGCGUUGGAUCGAGUUCCAGGGACAAACCGACCGAGAGGCCAACAAUUGGCGACUCGAUGGCACGACUAACGGCUUAGAGCUUUCCCCCGAGUUGCACAACGCCCUGCCCGGCCAACACGAGGGCUGGAUGAACGAACUGGCCGGUCUCCAAGGCCAAGUCGAUCUGGAGUUCAAACUCACGCACAAGCCCGACCGUGAACAACCCCUGCAGUUCGUCGUCACCGGUGGGCUUGAACAGGGACGGCUAGCACAUACUCGGUUGCCUUAUCCUCUUUCCGACGUUCGGGCUCAUUGGCGGGCGGACAACGAGGGGCUAAAGGUCGACGGGCUGGUAGCCCGCAACGGGCAAACCACCCUCUGGCUCACCGGUCACAGCGAUGGGCUCACCGCAGACAGCCCCGUGAAUAUCGAAGCCCGUUGCCGACAGAUGGUGCUCGACAAUCGGCUGCUCGACUCGAUGCCCCCAGAUUUGCGAGUGCACUGGAACAAAUUCCUACCGAUGGGGACCGUCGACGUUGAUCUGAAGCUCGCCUUCGAUGGCACGGCCUGGAAACCGAAUCUCCAGGUGCUGUGUCACGAUGUCUCGUUCACCUACCACAAGUUUCCUUACCGCCUUCGUCGUGGGACGGGCACACUGCAGUUGGUCGACAAGAAGCUCGAUUUCAAAUUGAUGGCCUAUAGUGACACCACCCCAGUACAUAUCGCUGGUGAAUUCCAAAACCCUGGCAAGGACUUCACCGGAAAGGUCACUACCCAAGGCGAAAACCUGCAGAUCAACGACAAGCUGCUCACGGCACUGCCUGCAGAAACACGACGGGCAGUCCAAGCCUUGAACCCCCGCGGGACGGUCGACUUCUAUGCGGAGGUAGGCAGAACCUCGUCUGCGGAACCUCCUUCAAAAUACGUCUGGAUCGGCCUGCAGCAAUGUGCGGUGAAGCACGACAACUUCCCCUACCCCAUUGAAAACAUUCGCGGCACGAUCGAGGGCGAGAACGACCGGUGGAGGUUCCAUAACCUUCAAGGCACCAACGACAGUGGGUUCGUCGCCUGCGACGGCAAGUUCCAAAGCACUGGUCUCGGCAACGAACUUCUGCUGCACUUCGAUUGUGAGAAAAUCCCUCUCGAGUUUGAACUUCGCGACGCCCUGAAUCCCGGUGUGCAGCAACUGUGGACCGACCUGAAACCGCACGGCACCGUCGAUAUCGAUUGCGAUCUACGGUACGACACGCACAACAAGAAGCUGAGCGUCACGGCGAAAGUCGAUCCCAUCCCAGGCACCACCUCGAUCGAGCCGACCUACUUCCCCUACCGCAUGGAUAAUCUCCAGGGGACGAUGGUCUAUCGGGAUGGGGAUGUCGAACUGCAAAACAUCACCGCCGAGCAUGGUGCCGUUAAGAUGCAAACCGGCGGCAGCUGCGAGGUGAACCCCGACGGGAGUUGGGCCCUUACGCUCGAAGGGCUUUCGGUCGACCGGCUGCAGUUGAACCACGACCUGCAUCGUGCACUACCCGUUCGGUUGCGUUCUGCAGUCGAUCGGCUCGGCUGGCAGGGGCAACUUUCCAUUCGCGAUAGCCUGCUGCAACUAUCCGGCUCGGGCACGUUGGGAGAAUCGGCCAAGUCGCGGUGGCGGAUCUAUCUCGACACCCACGCCGGCAGCAUGAACUCCGGCGUACCCCUGCACAACAUCCACGGCGGAGUCACCCUCGAAGGUGCGUUCGACGGAGAACAUCUGCGAAGCUGGGGCACGAUCAAUGUCGACUCAGUGUCGUACGAAGACUUCCAAUUCACGGGCGUUACCGGGCCCAUCUGGAUCGAUGACGAGACCGUGCGGCUAGGGGCAUUCGCCCAACGCGCCGCGCCCGGACAGCCGCCACCGCAUAUCAAUGCCAUGGGCUAUGGCGGCUACUUAGCCGCCGAUGCAUGGGUCACCCUGGAAACAGUGCCGAAAUUCUAUGUUCGUGCCUCGCUCAACAAUGCCGACUUGAACCGAUGCGCCGACGAGUUGUUUCGCGGACCGCAGGAACUCAAGGGGGUGGUCUCCGCUGAAGUGAACCUCACCGGGACUGCCGCGGGUACGCACACCUUCCAUGGCUCUGGAACCACUUAUCUACGCGAUGCCGACAUUUACGAACUGCCGGUGAUGGUCUCGAUGCUAAAGCUGCUGAGCAUCCGUCAGCCCGACACUACGGCGUUUUCGAAGAGCGACAUCAACUUCCGCAUCGAAGGCAACCACAUCUAUUUCGACCGCAUCGACUUCAACGGCGACGCGAUCAGCCUGUUGGGCAAGGGACAGAUGGAUAUGCAGUCGCGGUUGGAUCUCACCUUCCACACGGUUGUGGGUCGGGACGAGUAUCGAAUCCCCGUGCUGCAUGAAAUGCUCGGUGAGGCCAGCAAGCAAGUGUUGCUGAUCCACGUGCAAGGGACGCUCGACAACCCGGUGACCCGCAAGGAAGCCUUCCCGGGGCUGAACCAGGCACUGCAACAACUCCAAGGAGACAUUCCCCCGGCAAUGACCCGACGACCAGCCGGAAUCGUCGGCAGUUUUGCCGGUACCCAAAUGGCGCAGUCCCAGGGACCCGACGUCGAGCGGACUCGGGGUGAACGUGCCAACCAGCAGCGCCAGGUUUCGUCGGAACAACAGGCGGAAAAAGCGGCUGGAAUCGGGGCCACCGACGAAGAACAGGCCACCGAAGAUCGCGAUGCCGACGGCCGUCGUCUGUGGGAAGUAGACGAGCAAGCCGCCAAAGACAAGACCUCGGGUUCUCCUGAGGCCGAGCCCCACGGAGCACGCGACCCCUCGGGCAAUUCUGGUUCGCAUCUCGACCUGACCGGCUAA